Molecule: messenger RNA, 580 nt
Organism: Suillus clintonianus
Lineage: Eukaryota; Fungi; Basidiomycota; Agaricomycetes; Boletales; Suillaceae
Exons: 4
Coding region: 134-415 (93 amino acids)
Source: RefSeq, a predicted model, not a curated record
GAUCGGCGGUUGCUUCUUCCCCACAGCCUUCCUCGGUUAACUUCGGAUCUAAAACAUGUACAAAUAACGUAUCCCAUGUUGCACAGCUUUUGGCGGCCCGCUUCUCGAUCUCAGCACUUACCACUUUCCCGACAUGCACCCGUCUGUUAGAGUACUAGCACAUAAACCGCUCAUCAGCUUCGUUGGAAAGCGCGUAUGGCCAGCCACUGCAGGUCCUUCUCACCCUCAUCCAGCUGCACCUCCAGAAUGGCAAAAGUCCUUUUCUGAAAAGGCUGAUCCUUCCCAAGCAACGCAGGAUCAUCCUGUUUUCCUCGAAUUCUGGGAGGCUCCGGCACGCUUCUCCAAACCAUACUCGAGGUACUUGGAGCAAGCAGAGAUAGAUGCCAUACUGAGUGGGGGAGCUUCUCUGCGAUAAAAUAGAUAAAUCUCAUAGACACCAUUUCCAACUCAUACUGCGUCACCUCAGAAACUUAUUCAAACUUCACCUCCCGAGUUGCAGCGAGCAAAUGAUCAAUUGACAUGUGCAACGAUUCCUAAUCCUUUUCUGCAUAUGCCAGCAGCAGUCGAUACAAUCCCGAUC